AUGUUCUAAGAAGUCAGACCUGUAGAAAACACUAAUUACGACAGAAGGGUUCGUGAAAAUCAGAAAAAUGAAUUCAAAAAAAUAUUGGAAGAAGAUCAAAUUUCAUCCUAGAUUGCAGAAUAAUUAGCUACAUCUCUUGAAUAAGAAGCAUAUACGCUUUCUGGAGGUGAUCAUACAAGAGACUAUAGAACUAGAGUUAAUACUGUUAAAAUGCGCUUGAAGGGAACUAAAGGUAUCUUUAUUAUACUAUUCUAGGAUAAUUGAUUAGAACUGCCUUAGUAGAACAAAUUUUGACACCCAAAGAAUUAAUGUCAUUAGAUAUGUCAAAAUUAAGUGAGGAUAGUGUUUAAGCAUUCUUGUAGAAAGAAUAAAGAGGUCUCCCUCAACCAUAAACUAAUAUUAAAAAGAAUGUUCCUUAAAGAGGGCCUCCAACCAGACCUCCUGUUGCAGGUAUACCACCAAUUAAAAAUUAAGUUGUGGUACCUCCAAUUCCACAAUCAACUACUUAAAAUUCAUAUCAAAUUGUUAAUCAAUAAUAAAUAUCUGAUUAGACUAGCAUUGACAAUUAAAAUAUUCAAACUUAAGCUGAACCUUAACAUAUUAAUAAAGAGUAAGAAAUUAAUCUUCAAACUUAACCUAAGGAUUAAAAUCCUUAAAUUUAGAAAUAAGUUCCAAAACAAUAGAUUCCUCCUCCAAAUAAAUCUAAAUAAGUGACUUCUACUUAAAUCUCCAAUAAUUAAACAGAAGAAUAUGGAAUAAAAUAAUAAGAAGUAUAAUAAUAAAAUAAAAACCUUAACACUUAAAUAAAUAAUUAAUUAUCAUCUGAUAUUACAACAAAAUAAGAAAAAAAUGAUAAUGUUCCUCCUCCACUUUCAUAAUAAUAAUUAACUAAUUAGAUCAAUUUUUAAUAAGUAGAAAAUGAAAAUGUAGAAGAAGAAGAUUUAACAAAUUUUGAUUCUUUAAAAUAAAAUCAAGAGAAAUUAAAUUAAUUAGCAGAAUAAUUGAGAUCAGAAGAAGAGUCAGAAGAAUCAUAAGAAUCAAAUAUUGAAAAUCAAGAAAAUUAUAAUCCAAUAGAGAAUUCUAAUUUUCCUUAAACAGAUAACUAAAUAGAUAAUCCAAUAUUAUAAUUUUAAAAUACCAUUACCAAGUAAAAUAAUUAGGAUUCCUCAGAGAAUAUACAUCAUACUGAACCAGAAUAACUAAUUAAUAAUGAAUUUGAUAAAUAAUAGAAUGACAAUUUUUAACAGGAAACCAUAAAAUAGUAAAUACAUAAUUCCUAAGAACUAAAAGAUUAAGAAUUUAAUGAAUAGCAAAUUUCCUCAUAAAUUUAAUCUAUAGAAAAUUAAGAUGAAGUUCCUCAUUAAAAAUUAAAAGAAGAAGAAACACAAGUUCAAUAAACCAAUUAAGAUUAAUAAAUAAAACAGUAAAAAUUAAAUUCUUCACAUAAUUAAUAAGAAUAAACAUAAUAAAUAAUAUCAAGCAAAACAGAUACUUAAAAUUAAAAAAAUGAAUAAAUAGUAAAAUAAUAAGAUGAGUUAAUUGAAAGCUUAAAUCUUACUUCUUAAACUCCGAAAUUCACAAUUUAAUUACAACAAUAAUCAACUUAAUAAAUUGAUGUUGCUGUAUUUGAAUAAAUGAUAAAAUAAAGAGAUAUUUAUUAUGAAAAAUAGAUUUCUUAGUUAAUUAAAUAAAAUAAGGAUCUACAGCAUUCAAUUAAUCAAUUUUAAUAAGAUCAUAUUAAAACUAUUUAAGACUUAUAAACAAAGAAUGUAAAUUAUUAAACAUAAAUUCAAUAACUUCAAAAUGAAAAUAAGCUAUUGAAAACUACUUUAUAAAAUUAAGAAUAAAAUUAAUUGAAAUAACUUAAUUAGUUAAAAGAAUAAAUUUUGAGUGAAAGAAAAUAAUUUUAAAAACUCUAAGAAAUGUAAUAAAUAGAAAAAUAAAAUGAAAAACAUUUCAUUGAAAAAUUGCAUUCUAAUACUCAAUAAAGAAAGGAUAUCAUUCAUAAAUAUCGCAUAUAGUCAACCCAAUCUAAUUUAGAUGACUAAAUUACAAUUUUAUAAGGUUUACUUUCAAAAUUGUAACCACCUUAAUUACCUAGGGUUUAGUAAUUCUAAUAGCCAAUCUAAAUUUAAGCUAAUACUUAAUAAUAAGUCGUUCAAACCUUGGUUGUUGAAGCUCCUGCUACACAUUAACAUCAUGUUUAAUAGUAAAACCAAUAGUAUUGGGCCAAUGAAGAUGAUGUUAAUUUGUAAGGUUAAAUUGUUAAUGCUGAUUCUGGAUCUACAUAAUUGAAAACUGCAAAUAACUAAAUAUAGGUUUAAGAUGUAUAAGAUGUAUAAGAUGCAUAAGAUGAAUAAUAAUAAUUUGAAUAGCAGGAUUAGUAAGAUUAAGAAGUUUAAUAGGAUGAGGAAGAAGAGAAUUAGUAAUUUGAUAAUUUAACUAAUUAACAUGCUAUAUAAGAGUAAUAAUAAGCUAUAGAAAAUUAGUCUCACUUCAAAUAAUAAUAAUAAUAUCAUUAAGAAUAAUAAUAAUAAUAAUAAUAAUAAUAAUAAUAAUAAUAAUAUUAAUAAUAAUAAUAAUAGUAAUAAUAGUAAUAAUUACUAUUAUAAAAUUCAUCUUAAUAACACUAAGAAGAGUAAAUCUAAAAUAAUGAAAUAUCAAAUAGCAUUGAUAAGAAAGUUAUACAUGAAAAACAAUAAAAUGAACAUAUAGAUUAAUAAUAAGCAAACUCAAAUAUUAUCAAGAAUGAAAUUCAAGAAAAUACUUAUCAUCCUCCUCCACCAAGGAAACAAAAUCAUUAAAAAUAAGAAAAUCAUGCUACAUUUGCACAUCCAAGAUUGGCACAUAAAUAAGAGAAUAAUCAUAAUUAAUAAUAGAAUUAAUAGUAAAAUUUUUAAACAAAUAACCCAUUUUUUGAUUAUUAGGGAGCAGAAGAAUAUUUUGAAACUAGUAAUUAAACAAAUUUCUAAUAAUUUUUUGAAAAAUAGAUUGAAAUACCAAAAUAGCCAACAUCUUAAUAGAAAACUAAAUAAACAAAUAGGAGAGCAAAUGUACCUGGAUCAUUGUUUGAUUGA
Paramecium pentaurelia is the source of this 3077-nucleotide messenger RNA. The record is from the annotation of a GenBank genome assembly. NCBI's taxonomy places the organism in Eukaryota, Ciliophora, Oligohymenophorea, Peniculida, Parameciidae.